Molecule: messenger RNA, 1326 nt
Organism: Chaetura pelagica (chimney swift)
Lineage: Eukaryota; Metazoa; Chordata; Aves; Apodiformes; Apodidae
Gene: TIMM22
Product: translocase of inner mitochondrial membrane 22 homolog (yeast)
Exons: 4
Coding region: 1-477 (158 amino acids)
Biological process (GO): protein insertion into mitochondrial inner membrane
Cellular component (GO): TIM22 mitochondrial import inner membrane insertion complex
Molecular function (GO): transmembrane protein transporter activity
Source: RefSeq, a predicted model, not a curated record
AUGGCCCGACCCCCCAGCGCCUUCCCCCAGCCUGUGGAAAACACGAAGCAGCACAGACCCCUGUUCCCGCUCACCGAGCUGCCCCGGGGCUCUUCAGCUCUCACCUCAGACGACGCUCGAGGGCCGUUGGGGUUUGUUCUGGGAGGUGCAUUUGGUGUCUUCACAGCUGGCAUCGACACCAACGUAGGGUUUGAUCCCAAGGACCCGUAUCGCACCCCAACGGCCAAAGAGAUCCUCAAAGACAUGGGGCAGAGAGGCAUCUCCUACGCCAAGAACUUCGCCAUCGUGGGCGCCAUGUUCUCCUGCACUGAGUGUGUGGUAGAAUCUUAUCGUGGGAAGUCAGACUGGAAGAACAGUGUUAUUAGUGGCUGCAUCACAGGAGGAGCAAUUGGCUUCAGAGCUGGUCUGAAGGCCGGGCUGAUCGGCUGCGGCGGCUUCGCCGCCUUCUCCGCCGCCAUUGAUUACUACCUGCGGUAGCAGCGGGAUCCCUGGGGAGCAACUUCCCAUUUGUUCCAGUGCUGCUGCUAAGAGCCUGCAUCAUGGCAGAAGAACCAUCAGGCUUACCUUUCCACUGCCUCUGGGGUCCUCAUCCGUGCCAGCUGGAUGUUGUUGGCUGCUCUUCCUGAAUGACUAACAAGCAUCUGGCUCCGAGCCCUGGCGCGGUGCUUGGGGCAGACGCAGGAGGACGCAGCCAGGCACAGCGAGCAGUAUCUCCAGGAGGGAUCAGCUGACUGUCAGUUUCCAGGACACAAGCCUGGACUCUUGUUUUUUUUGAUCCUUUGGGUCUGAUUUUGAUUAAGACUGUUGCUGGCAUCAAAAGAGGCAGGAGGACGAGCUUCAAAAAGAAAUGCAGUGAUUUAGGUUACCAUGGAGCUUGAACGUGCUGCAAGUGUUUAACAGUUGACAGUUUGCAGCUUGCUACUCUGUUGGGGAGAGGUAAGAUCCUGUGGAGAAAUAAGUUUGUUCCAGGCUUUUCUUAAAAUACCAGCUGAAGACAAACCACCAUCUGUGCAACUUGUCUUAUUUCAAAUACAGAGAUGGGAGCCAGAUUUCUUUACCACGUCUUAAAGGGAAAAGCAAAAAAAGAAUCCUUAGCCUUAGAACCAUGUGGUUACUGGCAGAUGAACAAAACAGUUUAAGGGGAAAAGAAGAGGUUGUUGCAGAAGUAUAAUUUCUGUAGCCAAUUGGCUAGCCUGAUUUAACCUCACUGCAGGAGUACAAAUGAUCUUGCUGCUGCUUUUAACUGCCACAGGCUCACACCAUUACUUCCAGCCGUUUGAUAGUGACUAGAAGGCAGAGUUGUGAGAAUAAACCACUGUUAGACAG